ACUUCCGGUAAAGUUGGCGCUUGCGCAGAAGAGACUCCCGGGCUCUUCGGGUAUCAGUUUUUCUUCCCGGAGCAAGGACCCCCAAGACGGAAGAGGAUGGCCGCGGCGGCUCUGAGGAGAUUUUGGUCCCGGCGCCGCGCAGAGGCAGGCGACGCGGUAGUGGAGAAGCCGGGAGUGUGGGCGCGGCUGGGGUCCUGGGCCCGCGCGCUGCUCCGGGACUACGCCGAGGCCUGCAGGGAUGCGGCGGCAGAGGCUAGUGCCCGGCCGGGGCGCGCGGCCGUGUAUGUGGGUCUGCUGGGCGGCGCGGCGGCCUGCUUCACGCUGGCGCCGAGCGAGGGUGCCUUCGAGGAGGCGCUGCUGGAGGCGUCGGGGACCCUCCUGCUGCUGGCGCCGGCCACCCGCAACCGCGAGUCCGAAGCCUUCGUGCAGCGGCUGCUCUGGCUGAGGGGCCGUGGCCGCCUGCGCCACGUCAACCUGGGACUCUGCUCGCUGGUGUACGAGGCACCCUUCGACGCCCAGGCAAGCCUCUACCAGGCGCGUUGCCGCUACCUGCAGCCCCGCUGGACCGAUUUCCCCGGCCGGGUCCUGGACGUGGGCUUCGUGGGUCGCUGGUGGGUGCUGGGGGCCCGGAUGCGCGACUGCGACAUCAACGACGACGAAUUCCUGCACCUGCCGGCUCAUUUGCGGGUGGUCGGGCCCCAGCAGCUGCAUUCCGAGACCAACGAGCGCCUCUUCGAUGAGAAGUACAGGCCUGUCGUGCUCACCGACGAUCAGGUGGACCAGGCGCUGUGGGAGGAGCAGGUCUUGCAGAAGGAGAAGAAGGACAGGCUCGCCCUGAGCCAGGCCCACUCGCUGGUGCAGGCGGAGGCCCCGAGAUGAAACCCUGAGGCCCCCGAGUCCUGGCAAACUGCUUGCCUGGGGUGGUGUAGUUCUGAGUGUGCCUCACCUGCAGAACAACUGAGACAGAAGAUGUGCAAAGUGUUUUCUCACUGGAUUUGCACAAGUUUGGGGAACAUUUCUGCCCCCCCGUCUUUGUUCUUUAUUAGCUGAAGCUAAUUGAGAGCCACCUGGGUCCAGGAGUUUGGGGACAGCAGAAAGACUUGACACAUGUUCAUCACUGGCAGAGCUGGUCAUGAGCCUUUUAUAUAAGCCUUUUUCAUUGGGCCUCAGAGGCCCUCCUUAAGGAGGUACCACAUUGGUCAGGUGGCUUGCAAACUCUUCUAAGACCACUUAGAUUUUCUUUUUCAAGUUUGGGUUGUGACGUGGCAUGGUGAUGUCUGUAAUCCCAGCAUUUUGCAAACUGAGGCAAGAGGAUCGCUUGAGGCCAGGAGUUUGAGACCAGCUCGAGUGACAUAGCAAGACAACGAUGCUACAAAAAGAAUAAUAAUAGUAAUUAACUGAAUAAAAUUUUAGCUGAAAUGUUUUUAUUCUA
Messenger RNA from Nomascus leucogenys (northern white-cheeked gibbon), 1432 nucleotides. It is a transcript of the gene TIMM29, whose product is annotated as translocase of inner mitochondrial membrane 29. Gene Ontology annotation, biological process: protein insertion into mitochondrial inner membrane. The record is from RefSeq and is a predicted model, not a curated record. Gene Ontology annotation, cellular component: TIM22 mitochondrial import inner membrane insertion complex. NCBI's taxonomy places the organism in Eukaryota, Metazoa, Chordata, Mammalia, Primates, Hylobatidae.